AUGGCUCAGGUCAGAAAAAAAUGGAGUCAGACAUCUCACAAGACUUUCAGAAAAAAACUCAGCUGCUUCAUCUGCAUGAACUACCUUACAGACCCAGUCACCAUCAGCUGUGGACACAGCUUCUCAGCUGUUGAGGAACAGAGAAAGAAACUUCUAAAUCAAAUGAGAAACUUAUGGGACAAGGUCCAGGAAAAUCAGAAUAAUCUAAAUGAAGUGAAUAGAAUAAUCACCUCAUGGAUGGAUUUGGGAGAGAUACUGACAAGGAAUCGUAACACCAGUGGGAAAAUUAUCAUUACUGACAUGUUAGAUAUAACUAUUUAUGAAGAGAGCCAUGAAGCCACCAAUGGUCUGGACGUUAGUUGCAAUGCUGCAGUUUAUCAUUGUUGCUAUUAUGCUCACUGGGGAUCCCAGAGCUUCACCUCCAGGAAAUAUUACUGGGAGCUGGGUGCAAAUGACCCAUGGGACUGGGCUUCAGGGGUGUGCAAAGAUCCUUGGCUAAGAAAAUUUGGCCCACUAACUGGCUUAAAGGAUGUGUUUCUUAUAUUUGUGAGGGAGGGUGACCAUUGCAGCCUCCUGACCACUUCCCCAUCAUUUCUUCACUAUGUAGAGAUACGAGUAGGCUGGUUUGGCGUGCUCCUUGAUUGUGAUGAUAGAAGUGUGAGUUUCCUGAAUGUAGCCAAGAAUUCCCUCAUAUGGAAGUACCCUGCUGGCUCCUUCAAUUUCCCUAUAGGCCUUUCUUCUCCUUUUUCGCACAUGAUCAGGAGAAAGUCUAAGCCUGAGCAAUUUGUGACUCAGGGAACCUGUCUCAUUUGACAUCAAGGAAUAAUGCAGCAUUGAAGUAUUUGCUACUCUAUUGUUAACUAAUUUUUGUAAUUAAAUAUAUUUAAUAUGAAAUAUAAAAGAUGGUUGGCUAUGAUUUCUCUACAUGUGGUUCAAAUAUUCCACCUGGAACAUUUCUUAUGGAUGCUUGCACAUUUUUGUAUGUGCAAGAAAAGAUAUUCUUAUUCUUUUACUUUCCUAUUAUCAAAGCCAUUUUAUGUUUGCAACACGUUGAGAGAAAGCUGAAUUAAUUACCUCCUACAUACAUGGCCCUUCCAGUCUCUGGGAGGUCAGAAAAGCAGUUCCUUUAUCUUAUAUUAAAAUAAAUUGUCUGCCCUUCUGGUGUCCCUUCCCUAUCCUAAUGGUACAGGCAUGGAACAGAGUAGCAGAGGUUCUAAAAAAUACCAGGCAAAAUAAUUUGUCAUGGGAAAUGUUCUUUUGUAAUUACUGAGGAACAGACACCUCAAAAAUCACCUCAGAAACUGAGGAACUCAUUCUCAAGUAUUCACCUUCCCUCUAGCUCCUAAGUCUAAUGUUUCCUGUCCCUUAUGUUUCUUUCGUUUUACUUUGUUUAAACUUUUGAUUAGCCCAACAUGUAGGCAAGAUUCAAUUUUAUUUACUAUUGGAUUGCUUAUGAACAGUUGGAAUUGAGACUUAGGUUUACAACAGGAUAUUACAAGACUUAGAACAUAAGAAUUAUGUUUUGAUAUGUGUUUUUAUCUUCAUAUUGAGUUCUUUUUGCAUUUUGAUAUGCCUUAUGACAUCUUCUUAAGAGAUGACCAUGUGCUUUUGAGUUCUAAGAACUGGGGAGUUAAUUAGGUCUGUUUAGGGAGGGUGUAUGUUUUUAAGGCCAGAAGCUGGGCUUUGAUAUUUACUGGAGUUAUAUAUAGGUAUCUCAGGUUUCCAAUUACACUACAGCUGAUUUCCUCUUGAUUUGGGGACCUGCUAUGCAGUCCUUCUCCAAGAUAACCUGAGUGUUACACUGUUUUUUCAACUUCUAGUCCAUUAUUCUUCUGAAGCCUUAUAGAUGUGGUGGUCAUGGUGGCCAGGUGACAUUCUGAAAUGUUUCAGUUCAAUGUCAGGUUUUCAUUGGACCUAUGCAUUAUUCUGUAACAUUCACAGACCUUUGUUCUUACAAUUUUAUCCCAAUCCCUAAUUUGAUAUAGGAAUUCUCAAGGACAGAGUUAGAAGAAUGCCUUUCCCCCACAGCUCUGGGAAAAGAUACAUUUUAAAUCAUUUAUCCUGGAGGGUAAGCUGCUAUUACUGAAAAAUCUCUGGACAUAUUUCCCUGUGAUGUUUCAUUCUGGUUCAUGAAACAACUGUCCCAACUCUUCACCUUGAGAACCUGGUGGAUUUCCGCAAGUGGUGGGGGAGUCACCAAUACUGUAGCUGUCAGGAGUUGCUCUCAUAAAAAUCCAGCAAUUUAUCCACAGCACCAUGGUGUUCCCACCUCCUCACACCUCCAGCGGCUU
This is a messenger RNA of Nannospalax galili (Upper Galilee mountains blind mole rat), 2291 nucleotides long. RefSeq names its product tripartite motif-containing protein 43B-like. The transcript has 7 exons. Lineage: Eukaryota; Metazoa; Chordata; Mammalia; Rodentia; Spalacidae. The record is from RefSeq and is a predicted model, not a curated record. The coding region runs from base 1 to 813 and encodes 270 amino acids.